Sarcophilus harrisii (Tasmanian devil) is the source of this 5578-nucleotide messenger RNA. RefSeq names its product potassium inwardly rectifying channel subfamily J member 5 (gene KCNJ5). NCBI's taxonomy places the organism in Eukaryota, Metazoa, Chordata, Mammalia, Dasyuromorphia, Dasyuridae. The transcript has 5 exons. The coding region runs from base 477 to 1730 and encodes 417 amino acids. Gene Ontology annotation, biological process: regulation of monoatomic ion transmembrane transport; potassium ion import across plasma membrane. The record is from RefSeq and is a predicted model, not a curated record. Gene Ontology annotation, cellular component: plasma membrane. Gene Ontology annotation, molecular function: G-protein activated inward rectifier potassium channel activity.
GACAGCUAGCCAAGAAGCAGAGACUGGAGGGGGGAGUGAUUGAACCCGCGAAAGAGAGAACAGGAUGGCACUAUCCAGCUUCCAACCAUAUAGCCCCAGGCCAAGGAGAGGCACAGGUAGGAAGAGGUUAAGAAAUCCUGAGCUCCGGAGACGGAAGCUAUCUGUGUGCUGGUAAUGGUUCAGAUUGGAGAGUCCCCGAGGGAAUCCUUGACUGUCCCUGCGCUGGCUCGACCAGUUACCCCCAAAGUUGCUGUUAGCUGGACACAGGAAGCACCCUUCUCACAAAUGCUUCCCUUGGCCCCAGAUUUUUUUGCUGUGCCUGGCAUGAACUCUGGUCUGGGGAUUCUGAUGUCUGCUUCAGUCUAUAUGUGAUGAAGGAAAUUAUGUGGCCUUUCUGUUGCAAGUACUAUUUGACCAGGGAUGUCAGUGAUUUCUGACUUCCUGCAGCUACAGCUUGGAGAAGAAUCCCCAUCAAUAUGGAUAGCCAAGCUAUGGCUGGAGAUUCUAGGAAUUCCAUGAACCAAGACAUGGAGAUUGGAACUACCCCUAGAGACCCCAGGAAGAUUCCCAAACAGGCCCGUGAUUAUGUCCCCAUCACUACUGAUAGGACCCGUCUCCUGACUGAAACCAAGAAGCCCCGCCAGCGAUACAUGGAGAAGAGUGGCAAGUGUAAUGUGCAUCAUGGAAAUGUCCAGGAAACCUAUCGCUACCUGAGUGACCUCUUCACAACACUGGUGGAUUUGAAGUGGCGCUUCAACCUCCUGGUCUUCACCAUGGUCUACACCAUUACAUGGUUGUUCUUUGGCUUCAUUUGGUGGCUCAUUGCAUACAUUCGGGGAGAUCUGGACCACGUCGGAGACAAAAACUGGGUUCCUUGUGUUGAGAAUCUCAGUGGCUUUGUCUCUGCCUUUCUGUUCUCCAUUGAGACAGAGACCACCAUUGGAUAUGGCUUCCGGGUCAUCACAGAGAAGUGUCCAGAGGGAAUCAUCCUCCUAUUGGUCCAAGCCAUCCUGGGUUCCAUAGUCAAUGCCUUCAUGGUGGGCUGCAUGUUUGUCAAGAUCAGUCAACCCAAGAAGAGGGCAGAGACUCUCAUGUUUUCUAACAAUGCAGUCAUUUCUAUGAGGGAUGAUAAGCUUUGUCUCAUGUUCCGGGUGGGGGACCUCCGAAACUCUCACAUUGUAGAAGCCUCCAUACGAGCCAAGCUCAUCAAGUCCAGGCAGACCAAAGAAGGGGAGUUCAUUCCCCUAAAUCAAACAGACAUUAAUGUAGGCUUUGACACUGGGGAUGACCGCCUUUUCCUGGUGUCCCCUCUCAUCAUCUCCCAUGAAAUCAAUGAGAAGAGUCCUUUCUGGGAGAUGUCCAGGGCACAGCUGAAUCAGGAGGAGUUUGAGGUGGUGGUCAUCUUAGAAGGCAUGGUAGAGGCUACAGGGAUGACUUGCCAGGCCCGCAGCUCUUACAUGGACACUGAGGUUCUCUGGGGUCACCGCUUCACGCCAGUUCUCACCCUAGAGAAGGGCUUCUACGAGGUAGACUACAACACCUUCCAUGACACCUACGAGACCAACACCCCCACCUGCUGUGCCAAGGAACUGGCAGAGGCCCAGCGAGAAGGGCGGCUCCUUCAGUACCUCUCCAGCCCCACUCUGUUAGGGGGAUUGGGCCAAAAGGCAGAGGAAGGAGAGGAAGAAGCUGAGGGGGGUAGAGCCAGAGAGACUAGUAGUUCUGUGUGACUGCCAUGCCCCAGGAGAAUGGAACACCACCUUCCAAUGACUUUUCUCCAGCCAGAGACCCUUAUGACUCCAUAAGGCAAAUUAACUGAGAUGGGUUAUUUAGGUGGCUGGAAAUGUGAGCGGCUCAGAGAAGAUAGGUAUUCUAGACAGCCCUCCCCUUUCCCAACGAGAUGCCGUCCUGUGCACCAUGACACAUAGAGACGUUGCUAAGCUACCUGCUCUUACACCUGUAAGGGUUAUAGUUCUGUCCCUCCCAUCUUGUCCCAACUGAAUGAUGUCUAAGGGUCCAAGGUGAAAGUGGGACUUUCUGUCUUAUAAUUGUGAUGUCUUUGCUUUUUAUUGCUUAGCCCCUAAUUUCUCUUCCCACUGACCCUGGUGCUUUCCCUGAGCUAGAUUUCUAGGCUGCUCUCAGCAGCAUUGCUGAAGGGCUGGGAUGGAAGUGGGGGUGGAAGGGGCAAGAGGUACUUCUGCCCUCGGCUCUAUUAGGCCAUGAAGUAGAUUCUCAAAAGAGGCAUCCCCUCCCUUCAGAGAAGGAAGCACUCUUUAUUUGAGAGCUUUCGCCAGUUGGUAGGGCUGGCAUUGAAGAAAAUGCUGUUUGAGAUCUCUGUUAUUAGUGUGUUGAGUUAGAUUUGUUUUUAAAAUGUAGUCUAUUCACUCUCUUAGAAGUUCCUAGUAAAACCUGGACCUAUGUCUUAGUAAAACCAGACCAGGAAUGUCAGAUUAAAUUUGGUUUUUAUUAGCAAUUUAUAAAAGCAUAUUCUUUAUUAUUCUGUAUACCUCAAAUAUCUUCCAGAUCAAGGAACACCAAAUACUGGUUCUGUUCCAGAAAACUGUUGCCUAAGGAACUCAAAAUACAUCUAAUUUUCACCUUAUUUUUCUUUCAUAUACUAGAGUAAGCUUAAGUGAGAAUUGAAAUAAGUGAGGUUUACAGACUUAACGUUAAAGCUGGAAGGGCAGAGAUGAAGGGGGGGAAGUUGGGAGGGAAGCAAAGAGGAAUAAAACUAUAGAUUAUUUUUUAAACAAUCACCUGCAGAAAUUAGUUCCUAUGAUGUCCUGAUUUUCAGUUCAAUGGCCUUCCUAUUUUUAGGAACUAUCAUUAUAGGCAAGGGGAUAGUCAAAGGUAACCUUUUCACCAAAGCAAUUAAUAUAUCCAGGAUGAGCCAGGUGGCCAGGUUUGUUACUAACAGUGUUGAAAGAAUUCCAAGGCUUAAAGCAGUGAGCCUAUGAAUGGUCAAAUGGAAAUACUAGGUGCCCAUUUGAUGUCAAAAAACUAACUUUAAGCUUCAUGAUUAGGAGAAACUGUAUGAAGCCUGUUAAUUAUGAGUCCUACUAGCCUCUCCCAGUCUUUCAAAGUGAUAGCCUUAAUGAUAGGGGGAGGAGGAAGGGUCUGAGGCAAUGAAACACUAAGAAAGAAUAAGAGCAGGACUACCUUCCUUUUACAUUCUCUAUCUUCAUCCCCAAGGGAAAUGUCAGAAAAACUAGGGAUUCAUGGGGAGAUGGGAGGUGAGGAAAUAUAACAGGAAAAAAACUCAAAAAAUGUUACCUUUUGUAAGAGCUUAACUAUUUUUCAUCUGAAGGUAUAAGGAGAGUAUAGUUCAAUGUGUAUAAUGCAGAGAGUGUUUGGUAAACAAAAUUUGGAGGGUGAGAAGAAAAGUAUGACUUUUGUCUGCUAACUGGUUGAUGGAAUAAGGAGAAUUCUAAUUAGCUAACCAGACUUGGAAGAAAAUUCAUCCAAAGAUAUCAGGGCUUCAGAAUUCUCUCCAGCCUCCAAAACUGAUAUUGCCUCUACCCACAUGUGUCAGUUAUCACUGUUAGCCAUCUUUUCCUCCUGUUACCAUUCCUUUACCACUAAGCCAUAAGAAUGCAGAUAUCUUGCAAAGCCAGGAUUCCUUAUCAAAGAGGUUUCCAGGUGAGCAAUGAUGCUGCUUCCCUCUUACCAAAACUCCUCUUCUGGCCUUGGAAUAUGUACAUCUUUCUCUAUUCCCAGUUCUGAUACCUUUCUGGUCCUCUCAGCUCUACUUCUGGACUGUCAGUGAUCCAGAGCAAAGAGGAGAGCAGUAAAGUUCCCUACUAGACUCUAAGGCUUCUUAGGCUAUGAGCCAGAUCACAUGCCCUAUGUACGUGGUGAUAUAUUGCUAUGAUUUUUUUUUUAACUCUAUAAAAUACACUAGUAACAUGGAAACUGCCCUCAACAUUCCAAGAAAAACAAUAAUAACAAAUCAUACUCACAAAGUACUUUAAAGUUUACAAUACACUCUCCUCACCAAAACUCCAUGAAAUGAGGUAUUGGAUUAUCUGAUUUUUGUUACCUAUGUUCAUGGGUACAUUAUGAAAAUGACUUUAUAAGGACUUGGGAAAAGCCCUGGAAUCUUUUCCUGAAAGGUGGGACAUAAAAUAGAGGAGUCAUUCUAAAGAAAGAACAUGCUGAGGGCAACAUGGCCUUUGACAAGCCCUAUUCCAUCCUUUUCCUACCUUUCCACAAAAUAAAAAUUUUAGUACUACCACAUCUUAGAUAUAAAGUUUUGACCUCAUAACAUCAAAACUGAGAGAAUAUAUCUUUCUUCAUUCUGCAAUAGGUUGAUGGCUUUACAAAGACAAACCGUGGAUUUUUAAUAUUCUUAUGUUUCCAAGGUAUUAUGUGGGUUAUGACAUUCUGAAAGUUUCAUAAGCUAAUCCCUGACCUCAGCUUCUAUAUAUUGGAAAUUACCUUUGGUAGAGGCAUUUAUUACCUUUGGUAGAGAAUUUAGAUAUUUUUUUAAAAAUAGCUCUGAUAAAGUAGAGUACUCCUUAACUUCCCAGUGGUCUUAGUAUCCUUAUAUGUAAAAUGAGGGAUUGUUCCAGGUAGACUUUAAAAUAUCUUCAUUUAGGAAAAUUAGAGAAGCAAAAGAUUACUCAGUACUUAGACUGAACAGAUCCAAGUCGAAAAGUUCUUAAUCGUUUUGGCAAGUAUCAACAUUGAAUCAUGACCUGUAGUAUUUAUGAGUGAAUAUUUAUAUACAUUUUCCAUGUACCUCCAACAACCCUUUUCCCUGCACAAUAUCCCUAUAUCUCACAGUGUACUAGAAUUCUGUGUAAUGAGAUAUCAUAGAAACCUAAUUACAUGCAGAAAUUAUGUAAACAUACCCUUAAACAAUCACUUCCUGAGACAGCCUCAGCAUGGACAUAUGCCCAGAGAAUGGCAUAAAAACUAAUGGGUUGAGCAUUGUGUAAGGUCAAGAAUAAAAGGAGUCCAUGUCUUAUGAUUAGGAAGCUCCAAUUAAGUCGGUCGUUUUUACUGAGCCUCAGCUUUGAUCCACCUACAAUAUUCUCCUGGUGGCAGGAUAAUUGGGAAAUACCUUUUUUUCGCUUAGUCUCUGGAGAAUUAAUGGAUUGUGAAAGGCAAUUAGAUGGUAAAGAAUGGCUUGCUGGGGAAGGAGUCAUUCAUCCUAUCUGACUUGGUUUUUGCUAAAGAAGUCACUGAAACUGAUGUGUCAACUCUUGUUCUGCCUGUGUAGGAUUUUUCAGCCUGCUUAUUAAAGAAAGAAAAUGCCAUUCUGGUGGCUAAAAAUCCAUCACAAUGAAGUGGAUCUGAUCUUCCCAAACUGUUCCUUGUUAUAAACAGGCAUCUACUUGCAUUACAUUUCAGCUCCUACACAUCAGACAGGCUUAAUGUUCUUGCUCUUUUGAUAGUUUUAAAGAAAAACAGUCAGUGACAAUGGCACUAUUGUGAAACUGAGGUCUGAAAAUGGUUGAGGAAAUGCAGAAAGAGACAAGGGAUUAACACAGUCAAGAGGCAAGAGGUUAGGUCCAGUUCUGAAUGUUGGGUUGGGUUAGCACUCAGCCUUUAUACAGAAAAAUAAAGGGGAGUG